Molecule: messenger RNA, 381 nt
Organism: Kuraishia capsulata CBS 1993
Lineage: Eukaryota; Fungi; Ascomycota; Pichiomycetes; Pichiales; Pichiaceae
Exons: 2
Coding region: 1-381 (126 amino acids)
Biological process (GO): cellular response to nitrogen starvation; macroautophagy
Cellular component (GO): fungal-type vacuole membrane; cytosol; autophagosome
Molecular function (GO): phosphatidylethanolamine binding
Source: RefSeq, a predicted model, not a curated record
AUGAGACAUCAAUUCAAGGACGAGCAUCCUUUUGCUCAUAGAAAAGCCGAGGCAGAGAGAAUCCUCGGGAAAUUUGAAGACCGUAUUCCCGUGAUUUGCGAACGCGCCGAGAACUCAGACAUUCCUGAGAUUGAUAAGCGCAAGUACCUUGUUCCAAGAGAUUUGACGGUUGGCCAGUUUGUCUACGUCAUCAGAAAGAGGAUGAAGCUUCCAAGCGAGAAAGCUAUCUUCAUUUUUGUCAACGACAAAUUACCACCAACCGCCUCAUAUAUGUCUCUCGUGUACGAGAACGAGAAGGAUGAGGAUGGAUUCCUGUACGUUGUUUACAGCGGAGAAAAUACCUUCGGAGACAUAGAGGGUGUCGAAGAGAUCAAGGCAUAA